Hylaeus anthracinus is the source of this 1369-nucleotide messenger RNA. RefSeq lists its product as uncharacterized. The transcript is spliced from 5 exons. The coding region runs from base 470 to 1117 and encodes 215 amino acids. The record is from RefSeq and is a predicted model, not a curated record. NCBI's taxonomy places the organism in Eukaryota, Metazoa, Arthropoda, Insecta, Hymenoptera, Colletidae.
UGUACUUUCAGAUGGUAUAGUAGUCACAAGAUGCCAGUCUAGCUUACUAUAAAUACUCUGUUGCACAAGGAUGAAUAGGACAAAGAUAUAAAUAAGUAACUCUCAGCAGCUUCAUUAUCGAAGCUUUCUCAUCAGUUCAUAAGACUGUCAUCAUUCACAAACAGUGAUUUUCAUGUUUAUGAUUAGAUUAUACUAGUGCAUUUAAAUAUUGAAGUAUAAUAUAAAAACAGUAAGAGACUGUACACAGUUACCUUCAUAGUUAUGCAACAUGAUUCAUUGACAAGUGACUUCUGUUUUCAUUGUGCAUAGAAUAAUUGUUCUUUCAACCAUCUGUCAUAUUAAAACCGGUUCUAUGGUACUAAAAUUGGUACUGUAAAGGUAAACUUAGAAUAUAAUUGAUGCCCUAACAACACAAGACACUUCGCUAGCAUAGUUGGUAGCAGAAAGAGUUCUGUGAGACAAUUGUACAAUGAGUUUGACAUCUUUUUCGUUCUUCUAUUUAUCACUGCUACUAUUGAUAAAUAGAUUUGUUGGUAGCACAAUUACAGUAACAGAGGUUCCAGUUGGUCAUUUGGCUGAACUUCCAUGUUUAAGCAGUGAUGAUGAUCAUCGUUUUAUGUUUUGGCAACUUACGGACGAUAGACGCAUUAUUGGGCCUGGUAAUGAGAUGGAUGAAAACAAAUAUAACUAUGAAGUGUUAACUGGAAAACUUUUUAUUAGGGGUGUAUCAACAGCUGAAUCUGGUUUCUAUAAGUGCAUCUCAAAAGGCAUAUCAAAUCACUCUUCUAUAAACAUUCAUAAGGUUGAAUUAAUUGUUAAGAAAGAUUGGGAAGAUGUUUGGGAAAAUGAUUUUGAGACAAAUUUGUUACGAGGUAUGGCAGCUACUAUGGUAGUAGUUGUUGCAGUAGCAAUUGUUCUUUUUGUUAUCACAACAAAAAGGAAAAGGAGUCGCAGAUUUUUCGAUUUCGAAGAAUCAAGGGAAAAUUCGCCAGCAAAAUACACAACGCGUGUUAGUGCUGCUCCUACACUACCUAUACCAAUAGUUGAAGAAGGUGGCAUUGACAAUGCAGCUCUUGAUAUUGAUUUCCCUAGAGUAUUAAGACAAAUGCAGAAAUAACGAACUACAUUGUGAUAUACUGUAUAAAGCAAUUUUUUUUAUAGUAGAUUAUAAAAAAUUUUAUUUACAAGAUGUAUAAAAUCAUAAAUCGUUUAUGUACACAUGCAUAUAUUGGGCUUUCAAUUUAGCCAUUAAAGGUAUAUAAACAUUUCGUAACUAAUACUUGCAUAUAAUGUAUAAAUAAUGAUUCAAUAUUUUAGUUAAAUGUUAAUUAUUUUAACAAGUAUAAAAUAAUAACAUUAUUUUACACUA